This is a messenger RNA of Linum trigynum, 267 nucleotides long. NCBI's taxonomy places the organism in Eukaryota, Viridiplantae, Streptophyta, Magnoliopsida, Malpighiales, Linaceae. The record is from the annotation of a GenBank genome assembly.
AUGUGGCCUUUUUCGUCGCUGACGACUACAAAGGCCUUGAAUCGGGUGCGCUGUCCGCACGAGUCUACUUCUGGACGGGGCUAUCUUCUUUACCUCGUCCUUCAGAAUGUCAGGAAUGACGAGGGAGUCGAUGAUCUCGUGUUCUUUUUGCUCUGCUUCUCGUCUCUUCCUUUCUAUGCUCACCAGCCAAAGUGGAAAGAAAUGAGGCAGUUCUGUUCGUCGAUGAUCGGUGACACAAUACCUUUGUUCUCCAUCCACCAAUGGUGA